AUGCCUCCUCCCAAAGGAACUCCCAACCCUCUUGAAGGGCCUGGUGACUAUGACGUUACCUCAGUGGUACACUCCGAUACCUAUCCUGCCAUUGACCCAAAGAACUUUAAUUUGAAGGACAAGGUAGUUCUCGUCACUGGAGCAUCUCGAGGCUAUGGCCGAGCCAUGUGUGCAGCUUUUGCACGAGCUGGUACUUCUCGUAUCGUUGUCGCUUCUAGAUCCGACAUGUCGGCAACCGCCGAAGCUAUCAAAGCUGCGGCAAAAGAAGCAGGCCAUCCGGAGCCAGAGGUCUUAACCAUCAAGGCUGAUGUUGGUGUUCCAGAAAGUGUUGAUGCUUUGGCGCAGAAGAUUGAUGAAGCAUUCGGUUAUGUUGAUGUCGUGAUUAACAAUGCAGCAUUCAUGAAAAUGGUGUCCAUCCCUGAGUCUGAGCCUGCAGACUGGUUGCAGACCCUCACCGCGAAUGUCUAUGGACCCUAUCUCAUUGCACGAGCCUUGGCCCCUUUGCUUGUCAAGUCGGAACUCAAGACUAUCAUCAACAUCAGCAGCGUCGGAGCUCAUCUCGUAUCGCCGACUCUAAGCUCAUAUCAGAUCUCUAAGCUAGCGCUUAUCAGAUUGACCGAGUUCAUCUCGGUCGAGUACGCGGACAAAGGGAUCGUGUCGUACAGCGUCCAUCCUGGAAACUCUCCUUCAGAGAUGUUGGGCGGGAUCGAGGGAGUUCCAGAGGAGUUGCGAGCAGCUUUUGUUGACACUCCUGCGCUUUGUGCCAACUCUUUGGUUUAUUUGGCAUCGGAAAGGCGACCUUGGCUGGCAGGGCGUUACGUCAACCUCACUUGGGAUCUUCCUGAACUCAUGACGAAGGAAGAGGAGAUUGUCAAGGGCGACAAGCUUAAAGUUCGUCUUGUGACUUAG
This is a messenger RNA of Fusarium odoratissimum NRRL 54006, 909 nucleotides long. RefSeq lists its product as uncharacterized. The transcript has 3 exons. The coding region runs from base 1 to 909 and encodes 302 amino acids. NCBI's taxonomy places the organism in Eukaryota, Fungi, Ascomycota, Sordariomycetes, Hypocreales, Nectriaceae. The record is from RefSeq and is a predicted model, not a curated record. Gene Ontology annotation, molecular function: oxidoreductase activity, acting on the CH-OH group of donors, NAD or NADP as acceptor.